AUGGACAUGGACGUGGUAAAUAUAUCAACAAGAAGCAACAACUCAAUUAUAGAUACAGAAGAAACAAUACCAAAGUUACUUCUAGAUGAACAAAGCGUGACAGAGGAUUAUAGCGAAAUAGGCCAUAUAGUUAAAAAUAUGCCAGAAUAUACAUCUAAAGACAGUCCAACUAGAACGCAGAUCACGAAGGAAGAAACAAGAAAUUCUAACACAGAAGUACCAGACAUGGUAGAAAUGAACAAAACGGCUUCAUACAAACAGCAAAGCCAAAUGGUUCAGCACAGCAGGAAUGAACAAAUAGAAAAUGUAGAUGAGCCAAAAAACAUCAAGGCAAAACCGAAAAGGCAAUAUAAGUGCAAAAAUGUAAAUGAAACUACCCAACAGCUUGAAGAUCAAUUAGCACAAUGCAGAGCAAGAAUAGUCAUAAUGGAAGAUACCAAUAGAGACUAUAGAAACACAAUCAAUCUACUUAGGAUGCAAUCAGAAGAAAGCACUAUUGACAAAAGUAACUUAAAUGCCUACCAGCCAAAGUGUGACUGUAGCAACAACUUGCAGGAACAGACUAUAAACAAAGUCGAUAUGAUGCUGAACAACUUCAGGUUAGAAAUGGAAAAUAGAGACCUAAGAAUAAAACAUCAAAUGGAGAUGAACGAAUUAAGAAACAAACUGCAAAUAAUGGAAUUACAGAAAGAAGUAGGAAUGUGGCAAAGACCAGGAAGUCAUGAAUAUUAUCCUUAUAAUCAGAAUAUUGACAAUACUAGGAACUCAAACCAACAUCAAAUGAGUGAUCAGCACUCUGGUGCACAGCUUAUAAAUCAGCAAUCCAGGAUUCCUAACCAAGCCAAUCCACUAUUCAUGACACCUAUGGCACCUCCACACUAUAGCCAAAUACCAACAGAGCAGAGCAGAAUAAAUCCUGGCCAUAUUCAAGCGCCAAUGUACUACAAUAACAGAAUACAGGCUAUACCUGUAAAUAGCCAAAGUAGCCACCAUUAUCCUGGCUAUAGAAGUAUACAUGUACCAACUGGCAGUAUCAACACUAACAUGAUACAAAAUGCACAUUUAUACAGACAGCAAUAUAGGAUGACUCCACAACCUAUACCACAAAAUAUAGAUCAACACCAAGGAUAUAGUCAGCAACAGACAAACAGAAAGGAACAAAGUCAAAGAAACAUCAAUAAAAGAGUUUAUGACCAAAGAACAAGCAUGCCAGUAAUAGCUAAACAAAGUCAUGCAAAAGAACUUGAAAGACAAAAACAAUUGCAACAACUAACAAAUCAGGAUGAUAAUACUAACCAAAUAGACAAAGAACCAACAAAAGAAGCUAGAAUGACCAUCAAUCUGACAAAUUCAGCUGCCGCCAAAAAUAAUGAAGCCAAAGCACAUACAGAAGUAAGCCAUCAAGUAGAUGUCAUGCCCAGAACUGGUCUUAUAACAACGGCUUCUAGUGGGGACGCCCCGCUGGAAGCGGACUGCCAUCAGAAGUUCCCCUCUCAAAGGGGGGCCAAUGUUGGUGGUCCUAAGCAUCUAAAGGGACUAGUUCAGGCUGACAAUCUAGAAACAAAAGAAGAUGGGAAUAGAAAGAAACCAAACCAUUUUUUAGGCAGUGGCCGAUCAAACAAGAUAAAAGGGAGGAUAUCAUUAUAG
Molecule: messenger RNA, 1647 nt
Organism: Mytilus trossulus (common blue mussel)
Lineage: Eukaryota; Metazoa; Mollusca; Bivalvia; Mytilida; Mytilidae
Exons: 1
Coding region: 1-1647 (548 amino acids)
Source: RefSeq, a predicted model, not a curated record